AUGAGUAUUGCUGCACUGAUCCAAGCCGCUGAAUACAUCGAGAGGAGGGACAGAGUUUUCUUUGUUGCAGAAGCGGAGCACGGAUACGCGUCGAGUUUGCCGGUUUACGAAGAGUCUCGGGGCGGAAGGCGGCCCAAGACGAAAAAAUCGCAAGGCAGCAGGACGACUCAUAACGAGUUGGAAAAGAACAGGUUAGUUCAUGUUUAUUCUAAACGUUAG
Messenger RNA from Parnassius mnemosyne (clouded apollo), 219 nucleotides. Lineage: Eukaryota; Metazoa; Arthropoda; Insecta; Lepidoptera; Papilionidae. The record is from the annotation of a GenBank genome assembly.